UCUUUUUGGGCGAAGAAGUCAGAGGCAUCAUCCGUUCCGCCCGCUGCCUGGGAGGGGUUAUACUUAUGCCGUGCGGGUGGGAGGGAGCCACGGAGAGAAACGGAGUUCCAGCAGCUCGGAGAGGGAGACUGGCGGUGGUUUGGGUCGGUCGGGGCCAGGGAGGCUGGUGCCUGUUGUCCAUAGUCCGGGCUCUGGGUGUCCCGCCAGCUGCCUGGGGCCGAGGCGGGAGCGGGAGAGCGAGCGAGGAGCCGAGGGCUGGCGCCCGGGACGGGAGGGGGUCGGUCCGCUGCGCUGCUCCUGCUGCAUUGCAGCCUCCCGCCCGCCCGCUGUCCGUCCAUCCAUCCAACCCUCUCUCCCUCCCUUCGCGUCUGGCGCGCUGCACAAUGGCGGCUCCCGGUCCCGGCUCUGGCUCCGGCCCUGGCGGCGGGUCCCAGUCGGCGCACACGACAGUCAGCAGCAUGCAGGAGAGAGACUGAGAACACACAGCAUUGAAUCAUCAGGAAAAUUGAAGAUUUCCCCUGAACAGCAUUGGGAUUUUACUGCAGACGACUUGAAAGACCUUGGAGAAAUUGGACGAGGCGCGUAUGGUUCUGUCAACAAAAUGGUCCACAAACCAAGUGGGCAAAUUAUGGCCGUUAAAAGAAUUCGGUCAACAGUGGAUGAAAAGGAACAGAAACAGCUCUUAAUGGAUUUGGAUGUAGUUAUGCGAAGUAGUGAUUGUCCAUAUAUUGUUCAGUUUUAUGGAGCACUCUUCAGAGAGGGUGACUGUUGGAUCUGUAUGGAACUCAUGUCUACCUCGUUUGAUAAAUUUUACAAAUAUGUAUAUAGUGUAUUAGAUGAUGUUAUUCCAGAAGAAAUUCUAGGCAAAAUAACUUUAGCUACUGUGAAAGCACUAAACCACUUAAAAGAAAACUUGAAAAUCAUUCACAGAGAUAUUAAACCUUCCAAUAUUCUUCUGGACAGAAACGGAAAUAUUAAACUCUGUGAUUUCGGCAUCAGCGGACAACUUGUAGACUCCAUUGCCAAAACUAGAGAUGCUGGGUGCCGGCCCUACAUGGCACCAGAGAGGAUAGACCCCAGUGCAUCCAGGCAAGGAUAUGAUGUCCGUUCAGAUGUCUGGAGCUUAGGGAUUACAUUGUAUGAGCUGGCCACAGGACGGUUCCCUUAUCCCAAAUGGAAUAGUGUAUUUGAUCAGCUGACACAAGUAGUCAAGGGAGACCCACCACAGCUGAGUAACUCAGAAGAACGGGAGUUCUCCCAAAGUUUUAUCAACUUUGUCAACUUGUGCCUUACAAAGGACGAGUCCAAAAGGCCAAAGUAUAAGGAGCUUUUGAAACAUCCCUUCAUCCUAAUGUAUGAGGAGCGAACAGUGGAUGUUGCGUGCUAUGUUUGUAAAAUCUUGGAUCAAAUGCCAGCAACUCCAAGCUCUCCAAUGUAUGUCGAUUGAUACUGCUGCUACGUCAAAACUCUAGUGCAAGUGCUGAGAGAAAGCAAGAUGUACAGAAUCUUCACCCAAUAUUGCAGUGUUUUAACGCUUGCCCAGACACCAUGUGCAAUAAUGUUGGUGUUUUUCUUCCAUUCUGUCUGUAUAUUAUUGUCACAUAAAGUGCAUCCAUGUAAUACCUGAUCACACAGUGUUAGUGUCAGUCAAAGAGAGACCUCCGUUUGCUCUUUUUGUGGACAUACUCAUGAAAUGUGGAAAUAGGUAACAUUUUAUUUGUUGACCAUGAUUGGAUAGCACCUAAAGUUUAUUUCUAGACUUGGAGACUUCUCAGCAGCUACUGGAAUGAUUUUAUUCUCUCAAACUCUUCCAAUUGUUACAGAUAAUUAAAAGGAAAAAUUAGGCGUUGGUCUGAUUCUGAACAUAAAGCAACUGCUUGGGGAGAGAGGAACUUGUGCAGCCAAAUGAGCUACUUUUACCUUCUAAAGCCAGUAAAAGGCAAAGAGGAGAUAUUUCUUCACAAAGUGCAAUAGAUUAAUUGAUUUGAAAUUCUGUUGCUUUUCAGUCACAAUGUAUGUUUUAAAGACAGUGUGGCUCAGCAGAAGUUCAUAUGUCAGAGGGAGAAAGAAGUGAAAAUAUAAAAUGGUUUAUAUCUUUACCAAAAAAAUUAAAAAUGCAUUGCAUUGAAAGAGGCUAAUUAAACUCAUAAGAGAUUAUGAGUUUGAACUCAUGGAGAAUAAUGUAUUGUUUCAUUUUCCAAGCAAGCCACUCUUCAGUAGAACUAGGUGUCCUAUAAAUCGUUACCUGGUGAGAUAAGACUUUUACCUGAGGAAUUAUUAAACUACUCAGUUGAAUUUAACUGGCCUGAGACCCCUGAUUUCUAACUACAUCAUGCUCAUUUGUAGGCUAAAAUUUCACAGUUGACAGGGUACCGAACAGUUUGCAAUUGUGAAGAGCUAUUUUACAUUAUUAAUCAGUAAACAUUUGCAAUUCAUCUCCAUCGACCUGUUCCUGAUCUCCAAAUGUAUAGAAACUUCUCACGGAGUUCCAGGUGUGACUUGGAUUUCUGCUUCAUGUCUGAUAUUCACCAUCAGAUAAAAUAAGCUUUGUGCAUCCACAUCAGUUGAAUAGCUGGACUUCCAAAACAGUCGCAAAGGGGUUACUAAAUGUUUGAUUUUAUUUUGUGGAUGAAUUCUGAGACCAUCUAGACAUGGAUAUUGGUUUUUAUGAGAAGGAUUUCCUAACAAAAUGGUAAUUGAGAGAACUGGAAUGCUAGAUUCUUCAAAUCAUGUGAGAGAAAAAGGAAAUGGAGAGAUUAUAUUGCCAGACCAAGAAAAAAGACCUUUAAACCAUUACUAGUAUUUUGUCAUCUCAUCUGCAUCCAUUGAGACAUUGACUUCCAAGUGACAAGAAGGAAGUGGUGUUUUUUAAAGCCCAAAGAUACUUGGAAUUUCAGUAAUUUUUCUUGUUAUACAUGUAAGACUAGAAUUGUAAGGGACUAAGCCUUAACAGUGUGUGGUCAGUGAUAACAAGACUCCACUGCUAUAGCCAGUUAACAAUUUUCCCUAGUAUACCAGCUGAUUAAUAGGAUCAUGGGGCAAAAACUUUAAUCCUGAAAAAAUAUGGUCAACCCCAUAAGAGAUAAUAUAUUAAAGUGGGAACCAGUUGGGACCAGGGCCACCUCAAGACAUUUUGCUCCCGAGACAAAGGACAAGAUGAUGCUCUUUCCCCUCCAUGUGCAGAAGCUGACCAGAUUGCCAGUUAAGCCGCCAGCCGUCCACCACUGGAGGUGGCCAUCUUACUUGCCUAACGGCACUGUUCCAAUGCAGUAAUUCUUCCUUGUAAUUCACUUGAGUGGAGGAUUUUCAACCUCAUCCAGAUGCUCCCAAACUGCAUAUGCAUACCUCCUGGCUGUUCCUCGUGUCUGCCAAAACAUGGAUAGUUGUCAUAGCCCAAUGCUCCCCCUGCCCCCAUGUUUGUUAGUAGAGCAUUUCCAUUCAGUCAACCCCCAAAAUGGAGGUAGCUUUCAGGCUCAGUGGAUGUCUGAGAGAGAGAGAGACUGUUUUAGCCUAUUAAUCAUAGAUUGUAAUAAUAUUAAGGGUGCAGCAUUUAUAUUACAGUUUAUGUUUAUAAAGAUGUAUAGUGUUCAGAAGCUGUGAAAAUAGUGUAAGAACUGUACAUUGUGAGCUAUGGUUAAUUUUUUUCUUGUAUCAUAGAAAAAUGUUUAAAAGUUUAUUGAGAAGCUGAUGUGCAGGGAUAUUGCCUUAUUGUCUGUAAGUAAAAUGGAGUUUGACAACAUGACGGCUUCUAAAAGCUUCCAGCUAUUUUUACCCUCUCCUGAUUUGACUUGGUUGACUUCUAUUUAAAAUAGUCUACAUGGAAUUACUGUAAUAGUUCUGUUUUUUUCUGCCUGCAGGUCAGUUGUAAUAUAUCGAGGAUGCAAUUAUGAUCUUGCUAUAAGGUCAGACGUGAUAGGGAAAUCAAUAAAUGCUAAAUGAAAUUUAAAAACA
Messenger RNA from Rhineura floridana, 3951 nucleotides. RefSeq names its product mitogen-activated protein kinase kinase 4 (gene MAP2K4). The transcript is spliced from 10 exons. The record is from RefSeq and is a predicted model, not a curated record. The coding region runs from base 602 to 1447 and encodes 281 amino acids. Gene Ontology annotation, molecular function: ATP binding; JUN kinase kinase activity. Lineage: Eukaryota; Metazoa; Chordata; Lepidosauria; Squamata; Rhineuridae. Gene Ontology annotation, biological process: protein phosphorylation; MAPK cascade.